Messenger RNA from Microthlaspi erraticum, 291 nucleotides. Lineage: Eukaryota; Viridiplantae; Streptophyta; Magnoliopsida; Brassicales; Brassicaceae. The record is from the annotation of a GenBank genome assembly.
AUGCAUGUUUGGUCCUUUGAAAUAGGUCUUUUGGAGCAUUUGGAGCAUAUGGGACGUGAGGAGCAAGGAAGGACUUGGUGCAUGGACGCAGCUCAACUGGAUACGCAAAGGAAGAAGGAGGAAGUCAUCUUGAAGACCAGCUCGACCACCUACUCGACCAACCGGUCGAGUUCCCAACUCGACCGGCCAAGCUUCAACUCGAUCGAGCUGAGAAGUCAACAGUCAAACCCGAAAAAUGUUGCUUCCCCCUUGACUUCCUUUGACCCUAAACCUAAUCCUCUUUGUAUUUAA